Didymodactylos carnosus is the source of this 1848-nucleotide messenger RNA. NCBI's taxonomy places the organism in Eukaryota, Metazoa, Rotifera, Eurotatoria, Philodinida, Philodinidae. The record is from the annotation of a GenBank genome assembly.
AUGACUAGUCAUUUCGAUAAAUUGCCUAAAGUUCGAGAUGUUGAACGUGAGUCACAGUACGGUUAUGUUUAUGCUGUAUCGGGUCCGGUCGUUACAGCAAAUAAAAUGGCUGGUUCAUCUAUCAAUGAACUCGUUCGAGUCGGUCACGAAGAACUGGUUGGCGAAAUCAUCCGUCUAGAAGGAGAUUUAGCAACAAUUCAAGUGUAUGAGGAAACGUCUGGUGUCACUGUUGGUGAUCCGGUAUUACGUACCGGAAAACCUCUAUGUGUAGAAUUAGCACCUGGUAUUAUGAGCAGUAUUUUUGAUGGUAUUCAGCGGCCGUUAGAAGUUAUUUAUGACACAACAAAGAGCAUCUAUAUUCCAAGAGGUGUUAAUGUGCCAGCACUCCGUCGUACAUUGAACUGGACCUUUAUUCCAGAGCCUCGCCUAAAAGUCGGUGGUCACGUAACAGGAGGAGAUAUAUUUGGGAUGGUACCCGAAAAUACAUUAAUUAAACAUAAGAUUAUGUUACAUCCAAAAGCAAAAGGAACAAUUCGAUUUUUGGCAGAAACUGGCAAUUACACACUUGAUGAUGUUAUAAUGGAGACCGAAUUUGAUGGUGAAAUUACGAAACAUAAAAUGUUACAAGUGUGGCCUGUAAGACAAUUGAGACCAGUAGCAGAGAAACUGGCGGCAAAUUUUCCACUAUUAACUGGUCAACGUGUAUUGGAUUCAUUAUUCCCAUGUGUACAAGGUGGAACGACCGCCAUUCCUGGAGCGUUUGGAUGUGGAAAAACUGUCAUAUCACAAUCAUUAUCAAAGUUUUCAAAUAGUGACGCUAUUGUUUAUGUUGGAUGCGGUGAACGUGGCAAUGAAAUGUCUGAAUUAACAAUGGAAGUUGAAGGCAAAGAAGUGUCUAUAAUGAAACGUACAACACUUGUAGCAAAUACAUCGAAUAUGCCUGUUGCUGCACGCGAAGCAUCAAUCUAUACUGGUAUAACUUUGGCAGAAUAUUUUCGCGAUAUGGGCUAUAAUGUUGCAAUGAUGGCCGAUUCUACAUCACGUUGGGCCGAAGCUCUAAGAGAAAUAUCGGGACGUUUAGCAGAAAUGCCAGCUGAUUCUGGAUAUCCAGCAUAUUUAGGUACACGUUUAGCGUCAUUUUACGAACGUGCUGGACGUGUUCGAUGUUUGGGAAAUCCAGGUCGUGAGGGUUCAGUUAGUAUUGUUGGAGCUGUUUCUCCUCCUGGAGGUGAUUUUGCUGAUCCCGUCACGUCUGCUACACUGAGUAUCGUCCAAGUAUUUUGGGGUUUGGAUAAAAAAUUAGCGCAACGAAAACAUUUUCCAUCUGUUAAUUGGCUUAUUAGUUAUAGUAAAUAUACACGAGCAUUAGAUGAUUAUUAUGAUAAACAUUUUCCGGAAUUUGUCCCAUUACGUGCUAAGUGUAAAGAAAUUUUACAAGAAGAAGAAGAUUUAAGCGAUAUCGUGCAACUUGUUGGAAAAGCAUCAUUAGCGGAAACGGACAAAAUAACAUUAGAAGUAGCACGAAUGAUUAAAGACGAUUUUCUACAACAAAAUGGUUAUUCUUCUUAUGACAAAUUUUGUCCAUUUUAUAAAUGUGUAGCCAUGUUACGUAAUAUGAUUGCAUUUUACGAUAUGGCGCGACAUGCUGUUGAAACAACAGCACAAUCGGAAAAAAAGAUAACAUGGGCAGAUAUUCGUAAUCAUAUGAACGAUAUUAUUUAUCAAUUGAGUAGUAUGAAAUUUAAGGCAUGUGAUCCAACAAAAGAUAGUGAAGAAACGAUUAAACGUGAUUUAGAAGAUCUGCAUGAUAAAAUGUCAAAUUCGUUUCGUGAAUUAGAAGAAGCUUAA